Molecule: messenger RNA, 1086 nt
Organism: Brettanomyces bruxellensis
Lineage: Eukaryota; Fungi; Ascomycota; Pichiomycetes; Pichiales; Pichiaceae
Exons: 1
Coding region: 1-1086 (361 amino acids)
Source: RefSeq, a predicted model, not a curated record
AUGGGGUUGUAUGCAACAUUGCGUGGCAUUGGUGCCCAGUCUAAGUCAUACACCGAUGCAAUGAAAAUGAUUAAAGAGAAAAAUGUGGACACAAAGCUAUUUUUCGAGCAGGAUACAUUUGCAAAGAUAUUCAAGAGGCUAAAUUUGAGGAAGCAGUAUCCUUCUUCAUCAGAAAAACUAAACAUUGUGGACGUUUGUACGUCUUUUUCCCCUUUUGCGUAUUACAUGCAUCAAGAACUCCACCCGAAGAAUCAUGUUUUAUAUCCGGAAAGCCCGUCAGCCGGCGCAUUCUGGAAGCAGAUAACGGAUAAAGACCCAUUGAUGAGAGAUGUGAAGGUUGACCUUGGCCAGGCCAAUAAGCUUUUGAAGCAUUCAUUCAUUAGAAAGGCGCUGAAUGAAAAGUGGAUCACCCCUCAGGAGCAAACAGAUCUCUCUAAAAUUAACGAUACUCUUCUAUUGGUAGGUACAUUUAUGGGAUUUACAGGGUCGCGAUCACUAAGAGUCCUUUUAUUCUUCAAUCAAAUGAAAACAUCCAUUUUCCAAUUUAACAAUGUCAAAUUUUUGGCGUGGAUGCAACCAUCCGAAUGCUUAAAGUUUAUCGGACCAAUGGGGUCACGGCAUAGAAGAUCAAAUGCUUUGAUGACUAAUAUUUUUUCUGAUGUGAAAGUGAUUGCCUAUUCGAACUUCAGUAAAUAUAGACCCGCAGAAAGGUACCUUACAAAAUUAUAUCCAGAUGCAAUUCAACUUCCUACUAUGACCGCUAGGAAAGAUGCAUGCCUUGUCGAGUUUCAGUCAAAUUACUCCAAAUUUGAUAUCAAAUACCCAGAUGAAUUGCAGGUUCUGAUUCAUAAGAUGCUUAUCUGUCCAAGUAACAGGGUUGUGGAUAAUUUGUAUACGCUUGGACCCGGUGCAGAAGACUAUUUUAAGCAGCACUUAAGUGACGAUCUUUUGCAGAAAGUUCUGCCCUAUGUUACCGAGGAAGAAUUUGUUAAAAUGAGCGAAGUAUACUAUUAUUGGCCAUUUAAGCCUAAUACCGAGCUUGAAAUGUUUUUAGGAACGCCUACUCCUAUAAAUGAGGAUGAUUAG